Molecule: messenger RNA, 1917 nt
Organism: Fusarium odoratissimum NRRL 54006
Lineage: Eukaryota; Fungi; Ascomycota; Sordariomycetes; Hypocreales; Nectriaceae
Product: endoglucanase type K
Exons: 2
Coding region: 406-1674 (422 amino acids)
Biological process (GO): carbohydrate metabolic process
Cellular component (GO): extracellular region
Molecular function (GO): cellulose binding; cellulase activity
Source: RefSeq, a predicted model, not a curated record
UCCAAUCUCUAUCCCUGCCACUCGGGCCCAAUCUCGGGAGAGGCGGCCGAGAGACCGUUGUCAAUUUCCCCACAACUGUUCCUGAAACCAAAGUCUCCUAGACUUCAUUUCUCACUCGUUCGGUCCAGCCUUGCCGUCCCUUGUCCGUCAGACCAGCUUCUAGACGUCUUAUUAGUGGAGGAUCUGUUUCCCGUUCCCGACCUGCAUCCAUAUGCUGACUAGGUCCAAUCAUUGCACCACCAUCAGCUUGUCAUCUUGACUUUUUGUGAUCCUUGAAUUUGUACCUGCGCUAGUUCGACCUAGACUAACAGACCACUUGGAUGAAAUGUGCUCAUGAUAUCUGACAGUUCACGGCGCAGCAUGGGCUGAAUACGCGGGAGUGAGGGUUGGGCGGUUGUAUAUAAGAUGAGGUGUGCGUCCCAAUAUUCUGGUUGUUGGACACUCCUGCACUGCCUUCUCAUUCAUUCACUUCAUUCAUUCUUUAGAAUUACAUACACUCUCUUUCAAAACAGUCACUCUUUAAACAAACCAACUUUUGCAACAAUGCGAUCUUACACUCUUCUCGCCCUGGCCGGCCCUCUCGCCGUGAGUGCUGCUUCUGGAAGCGGUCACUCUACUCGAUACUGGGAUUGCUGCAAGCCUUCUUGCUCUUGGAGUGGAAAGGCUGCUGUCAACGCCCCUGCUUUAACCUGUGAUAAGAACGACAACCCCAUCUCCAACACCAACGCUGUCAACGGUUGUGAGGGUGGUGGUUCUGCUUAUGCUUGCACCAACUACUCUCCUUGGGCUGUCAACGAUGAGCUUGCCUACGGUUUCGCUGCUACCAAGAUCUCUGGUGGCUCCGAGGCCAGCUGGUGCUGUGCCUGCUAUGCUUUGACCUUCACUAGUGGUCCCGUCAAGGGCAAGAAGAUGAUCGUCCAGUCCACCAACACUGGAGGUGAUCUCGGCGACAACCACUUCGAUCUCAUGAUGCCCGGCGGCGGUGUCGGUAUCUUCGACGGCUGCACCUCUGAGUUCGGCAAGGCCCUCGGCGGUGCCCAGUACGGCGGUAUCUCCUCCCGAAGCGAAUGUGAUAGCUUCCCCGAGCUUCUCAAGGACGGUUGCCACUGGCGAUUCGACUGGUUCGAGAACGCUGACAACCCUGACUUCACCUUUGAGCAGGUUCAGUGCCCCAAGGCUCUCCUCGACAUCAGUGGAUGCAAGCGUGAUGACGACUCCAGCUUCCCUGCCUACAAGGGCGAUACCUCGGCCAGCAAGCCCCAGCCCUCAAGCUCCGCUAAGAAGACCACCUCCGCUGCCGCUGCCGCUCAGCCCCAGAAGACCAAGGAUUCCGCUCCUGUUGUCCAGAAGUCCUCCACCAAGGCUGCCGCUCAGCCCGAGCCUACUAAGCCUGCUGUAAAGCCCCAGACUGACAAGCCUGCCGCCACCAAGCCUGCUGCUACCAAGCCCGCUCAACCUGUCAACAAGCCCAAGACAACCCAGAAGGUCCGUGGAACCAAAACCCGAGGAAGCUGCCCGGCCAAGACUGACCCUACCGCCAAGGCCUCCGUUGUCCCUGCUUAUUACCAGUGUGGUGGUUCCAAGUCCGCUUAUCCCAACGGCAACCUCGCUUGCGCUACUGGAAGCAAGUGUGUCAAGCAGAACGAGUACUACUCUCAGUGCAUCCCCAACUAAAUGGUAGAUCCAUCGAUUGUGGAAGAGACCAUAAAACGUCUCAGAAGGGAUCCUCUCAUGAACAGGCUUGUCAGUGUAUAGCAUGGCAUCCUGGACCAGGUGUUCGACCCUUGUUGUACAUAUUAGAUCUUCAUUGUAUAUAUUUAGACACAUAGAUAGCCUCUUGUCAGCGACAACUGGCUACAAAAGACUUGGCAGGCUUGUUCAAUAUUGAAGCAGUUUCCUCCAUAACGUCGUCUUGGU